UUGUAUUUGAAUGGUCUCAUUGGUGUCAGAUUUAUAUAAUUGAUGAGUAUCUUAUCUGCAAUGUCAUGAAGUCAUUUUGUUCAUCAUUGUGUAGUUGCCCUCCCCCAUGUUUUUUCUUAAAGAUUAAAACAUUUUAGUAUUCAGAUUAACUUACCUAGUAGGCAACACGUCACGAUCCUAACCACAUUUCAACAAAGGAGUGGUGAGAAGUCCCAUUUCAUCAACAUACAAUGCACCCACUGCAACUUGAGAGUGGAAAACCAGAUAUAUGAAGGGGAGAAAAUGAUAAUAGAGUGACAUCGGCAGUGGUACUGAUUUAUUUAUUCAACUUUUGUAAUAAUUUUAUUUAGGUCCUACUGCUUACAUUAUGCAUAACCCGCCUCCACUAAUCUUUAGUGAGGCUUCACCCACCUCAAGAUAUGCCUUCAAGUCAUUGGUACUGAUACUUUUGAUCACUACUUUAUAAUCAGUUCAUAUACAGGGUGAUAUUUAAACGUUACAAAUUAUAGGCAAAAUUUAGAUCCAUUUGAAAGCUGAAAUAUAAACAUGUGGACUAUCUUGUUAGUUUGUUAAGAAAGAAGAAGGCAUAUUAUUAUUAUUAUUUUUCUUUCUCCUUUUUCCUCCUACAAUUGGCUUGUUUAUCAGUGUCAACUUUUUUGGAGGGAGGGAUUUUCCUUUCCAAAGUGGUUCUAAAGUCGAAGUUUUAACUCCUAAAAACCUACAUUUACUGCAACCUGCGAAGGUAUGCCAAGGUCAUUGGUAUUAUCUCGUCCAGUUUUCUUUUGAUUUCCUUUCAUAUGUUAGUCAGUUCAUUGUUCUUUCACUAAGCAGUUCUUCCAAAUCCAGAUAUGGUAGGAACGAAGACAAAGCACGGUGUUGUCUUUGCCUGAGAAACCGAGUGUUGAAGAAAUUCACCUGGAAAAGAAGUUUCUUCAACAUCACAAAAAUGCCGUUUCCACCAGUUACUUGUUGUCAAAACCAAAUAAUGUGCUCUGGAUGUAAAAAUCUGUUGAUCUAUCCUGCUGGAGCAACCUCCAUUUGCUGUGCUCUUUGCCAUGCUGUAACUCCUGUUCCAACCUCUGGCUUAACGAUGGCUCGGCUGGUGUGUAGUGGCUGCUACACCCUGCUCAUGUACAGUCGUGGGGCGAAAAGUGUACAAUGUUCUUGUUGUCGCACCAUAAAUGCAGCUUCUGAAGCAAAUCAGAUGGCUCACAUCAACUGUGGGAACUGUAGAGUGCUGCUGAUGUACCAAUGUGAAGCACAUUCUGUUAAAUGUACACUUUGCAAUUUUGUCACCUCAGUUGGGAUUUUGAGGUUUAAUUAGUUCAUAAUUUCCCCUCUUUGUUUCUCCAUUCUCAAACUUCACAGCACUUUGGAUUGUUAGAGAUGAACCCUAAAAAUCACAACCUUCUAUAAUGGUUUGGAAUGAAAAAUGCUUCUUUUAAUGAAAAAGUUAAGAUCCGGAAUGUUUUCUAGAUUGAAAGAUUGAAUCUUGACUUCAAAAGAGAGUGUGUGCCAAUUAUUGAGAGCUCUCAAGUCCACCUAUUGUAAAAGAAAAUUUAUUAAUGGAUGAUAAUAUAUUCUCUCA
Molecule: messenger RNA, 1588 nt
Organism: Cucumis sativus (cucumber)
Lineage: Eukaryota; Viridiplantae; Streptophyta; Magnoliopsida; Cucurbitales; Cucurbitaceae
Product: protein LSD1
Exons: 4
Coding region: 947-1324 (125 amino acids)
Source: RefSeq, a predicted model, not a curated record